CCAAUAGUCCCAAUACAUAAGAAGAUAACUGACGUGGGACAGUUUUCCUAUGCUGCUUUAUGUGCAACAACUCUUCACACGUUGUUUGAUACAGAAUAUGACAACAAAUUUAAAGAAGAAGCCCUGGCUGUUAUUCUGAUUUCACUGGAACAGCCUCAGCAGGUUUGUGAGUCGGUGCGAGCGAUGCUACAAGGUCAAGGCCAGGAUGAUGUAGAUCCUUACAUCGACAUACUGCUCGCUGAGGAUGUCCUGAAGGAAGGUGCAGAGCCUAUUGUUUCUCAGUUGCUGGCAAUUGCUAUUGGGCAAGGCAGUUAUGAUGCCAGAAUGCGGGUAUUCAUCAAACAGUUAGCUUGGAGACUAAAGGUGGACUGGGAGGUAGUGAUUGAGCUGGAGACAAGCUUGGCAGAAACGCUGACUCUGUCCCAGUAUGAGAUGUCAGAGGAGGAGAAAAUUGAAAAGGCAAGAAGAGCAAAGAGAAGAAAAUACAAACGCUACGCUUUGAUUGGCCUGGCUACAUUGGGAGGAGGAACAUUGAUAGGCCUUACAGGUGGUUUGGCAGCUCCAUUAGUUGCAGCAGGUGCUGGAGCCAUCAUUGGUGGCACUGGAGCAGCAGUGCUGGGGACAACUGCUGGUGUGGCAGUCAUUGGUUCUCUCUUUGGGGUGGCAGGAGCAGGAUUGACAGGCUACAAGAUGAAAAAAAGAGUUGGUGCUAUUGAAGAGUUUCAGUUUGAACCUCUAGUCUGUGGCAACAGUUUGAGGGCAGAUACUCUGAGCAACCAGCUUCAUAUAACCAUUGCUGUCACUGGAUGGCUCACCAAUAAUCAUAAAGAUUUUAGACAGCCCUGGAAGUAUUUAGCUGAGUCCAGGGAACAGUAUACACUUUGCUGGGAGACCAAGUACCUGGUGCAGAUGGGAGAAGCUCUGAAUUAUAUUUUCAACUCAGCCAUGUCAAUGGCUACCCAAGAAGCUCUCAAGUAUACAGUUUUAAGUGGAUUGUUAGCAGCUGUUGCAUGGCCAUCUGCCUUGUUGUCUGCUGCAAACAUUAUAGACAAUCCCUGGUCUGUGGCACUGCAGAGAGCUCAGGCUGCUGGAAAGAUGCUUGCUGAAGUCUUGCUUGCAAGGGAACAGGGUAACAGACCUGUGACUCUCAUUGGUUUCAGUCUCGGCGCCAGAGUUCUCUUCUAUUGCCUCGAGGAACUGUCAAGAAGAAAAGGUAACGCUGCCUACCAUCUCAGGAAAUACUGUUCUUUGUCAUGGAGUGGUGGUCAUGUGAGGUGGUCAUGUGAGGUGGUCAUGUGUGGUGGUCAUGUGUGGUGGUCAUGUGGUCAUGUGAGGUGGUCAUGUGUG
Candidula unifasciata is the source of this 1347-nucleotide messenger RNA. The record is from the annotation of a GenBank genome assembly. Lineage: Eukaryota; Metazoa; Mollusca; Gastropoda; Stylommatophora; Geomitridae.